Messenger RNA from Porites evermanni, 1690 nucleotides. The record is from the annotation of a GenBank genome assembly. NCBI's taxonomy places the organism in Eukaryota, Metazoa, Cnidaria, Anthozoa, Scleractinia, Poritidae.
AUGAAAUCGAUUAUUACUUUUGUAUUUGUGCUCAGUUUCUUGAUUCUGAGUGUUGGAGCGGGAACGAAGGAGACUGCCGAGCAUGAUUUUAUUUACAAGGCUGCCGCUCAGGUGAGCUGAAAAUGGUUGAAACUUUUUCUUAUAGCCCCAGCCAAAGCAAGUCUUUUCUUGCAAAGCGAUCAAAAAUGUUAAUUUUCUAUAACCAUCUGACGUUUGAAAACGCAUGCAACGACCAUAAGUUACCUUACAAAUCUGACUUAAAUGCGGGGCCUUGUUCCCCUAGAAUGUGAAAACCGUGACAAACACCCGGCAAACUUGUGAUCGAUAUAAAAUUGAAACAGGCCUCGCUAAGUCCGCGGUAGGACUAGCUCAGUCGGUAGUCUAAGAGCGCUUGUGUCUCGGCAGAGUGGGAGGUCGCGGGCGGGUUCGAUUGGUACGGUGACCGGACAAAUAUUCCGGGUCUUUAUGGUCUUUAUAAAGUGACCGAGAAAUAAUAGGUACUACCUUUGCGCUUUGCAAACGUUUGGCUCUGAUGACCACCUAAAAUGGCGAUCCCGUCAUCAGUAGACUAGCGUCCUCAAUUAUUACAACCGUGCUAAAUGCAAUUGACACUCAAAGAAAUUCUUCAAACGGCUCAAACUUACAGGCAACUCACUGCUGUUGUAUAGUGCAUCGUUGCAACUAAGUAUUAGAUUGUCGCUGUGGAUUUGCCAGAGAAAGAUUUUUUUUCACAACUGGAAAAGUUGCGUCUCUGCACUGCGAUGAUCUUCUUUCAUUUCAAUCUUUAGUUCUAUUAUAAAUGAUUUCUAUGUCUUCAUAAUUUCAUCUCAGUCAUCCGUUUCCUUUCGGUGGGGUUUGCAAAUAAAACUAAUUAUGAACUAUUAAUUAUAGUUAUAAUGAUGUUGGGAAUAAAUAUAAUAUUGUGUUUAAAUAUUUUGAUAUUUAAAUUGCAGAUUUGUAAACCUUACUUUCUCAGAUGUAAACAGAAUCCAGAAAAAGGAAUAAGUGACUGCUUUAAGGAUGUCUACUAUCGCUGCUUGCCCACGGUGCGUUUACUUGUUGUCCAACCAUAUUUCCUUUUUCGCUCUGUUUCGCCUUUCUAGUUGCUCAGCCUGAGAGGAGGAGAGAAGGCAGACAGCUUAUCUGUCACCGUCCACUGACGUCAAAGAAAAUAACUUAUUUUGGGAUCAAAAAUGAUGCAAAACGUUAAAAUGGUAUCUUAUGGCUCUUGUAUUCCCAUUAUGGCUCUUGAAUGGUAUCUGUAGUGUAAGAUUUGCAAUGGGUGUUAAAAAUGUAAGUCAAACUCACAAACGGAAAAUUAAGCCUUCCCCAUCAAGCUAUUACAAUACAUAUACAGUGAGCUGUAUAAAAGUCGGGAAAAAAAUACGCCGAUGUUUGAAGAUCAUAGCCAAACGCUUUAAAAGGUUAUUAACUUGAAAGUAAUUUAAAGUCACAGAAAGAAAGAAAGUUAAAAAUGAACAAACGUUAAGACUUUAAAAGACUGUAAAACGCCGGACACUGCCUAAGUUAAGGUUGCUAGUGUCGUCGAAGUGCUUUAAAAAUUUGCUUGAUUUUUUCUGUUUUUAUUUAGUAUCGAAGUUGGCUUCAGUCCGUGGAACAAUGCGCUUCUACUGCUGGUGAAGAUUUUGCAGCUGUUCUGGGUUGCACUAAGGGCUCCAAUCUAGCCUGA